This is a messenger RNA of Prinia subflava (tawny-flanked prinia), 1111 nucleotides long. Its product is annotated as membrane-spanning 4-domains subfamily A member 12-like. Gene Ontology annotation, cellular component: membrane. Bases 87 to 704 code for a protein of 205 amino acids. The record is from RefSeq and is a predicted model, not a curated record. NCBI's taxonomy places the organism in Eukaryota, Metazoa, Chordata, Aves, Passeriformes, Cisticolidae. The transcript is spliced from 7 exons.
CGCGGGCUGUGGCGGGGUGGGGCUGGGGGCGGCCCCGGUGGGGACCGGGGCAGCUCCGGGGGGUCCCGGUGCCCCCCGCUCUCCUCAUGCAGGGCAUGGGGAGCUUUCGGCUGGGCAGCCGCGCCGUCAUGUACACGGCGGAGACCCUCCCCAAGGGCAAGAACCGCGUCAUGGGGACCAUCCAGAUCAUGACGGGAUUCCUGCACAUCGGCUUCGGGAUCGUCCUGACCACGCUCACCAACGUCUACACCUCCGUCUUUGUCAUCGGGGAGAUCCCCUUCCUGGGCGGCGUGUCGUUCAUCAUCUCCGGCUGCCUCUCCAUCGGCGCCGAGAAGAGCCCCACGGAAUGCGCGGUGAAGGGCAGCCAGACCAUGAACGUCAUCAGUGCCAUCUUCGCGCUGCUGGGGAUCGCGGCCUUUAUCGUGGACCUCAACCUCAACGGGCUCUACCGCCCCAGCUUCAACUACUACAGCUAUCUCGUCAUGCUCGCAGGGAAUGGGAUUUCCAUCGUGUUGCUCAUCUUCACCAUCCUGGAAUUCUGCAUCGCUGUGGCCACCGCCAAUUUCUGGUGCCGGGCCACCCGCCUCAGCUCCAACGAGGCCAUGCUGAUUGUCCCCAGUGCCACCCGUGUGGAUCUGGCCGUGCCGCCGGCAGAGCUGCCUCAGCCUCCCAGCUACACCGAGCUGACUGCUCCCGAAGUCUGACACCGAGGACGUCGGAAUGGGAUCCUGCCUCCGUCGCUCCUAAAUCCCAGGGCUAUGGCCUCCUCCUCCCACUGUGCUGCUGGCUGGGAUGUGCUGGUCCCCCCCAAAAGCCAGGGACACCCCCAAAUUCCCUGCCCCUGGGCCUGGUCUGAGGGGCUCCCCUUGCUGGCUGCUGUGGGAAGGGGCUUCUCCAGGUGGGAGCCUUGGGCGGUUGCUGCCUGUAAAUCCCUGCUGGGAUGCUGGGGUUGGCUCCUGUUGGGGUUCAGGAAUUCCUGGCGGUGGUUUGGAGUGACCCCGAUGUGUGCCGGGAGUCGGGCGGGUCACCGGAGCAUCUACCUCGGCUCGUCCCCUGUUGGCUUCAUUUUAUCUUGGGAAUAAAUGCUCUCUCCGGGCUCGUGUCUCCUGAA